Drosophila nasuta is the source of this 860-nucleotide messenger RNA. RefSeq names its product mitochondrial ribosomal protein L32 (gene mRpL32). Gene Ontology annotation, cellular component: mitochondrial large ribosomal subunit. Gene Ontology annotation, molecular function: structural constituent of ribosome. Gene Ontology annotation, biological process: translation. The coding region runs from base 227 to 805 and encodes 192 amino acids. The transcript is spliced from 2 exons. NCBI's taxonomy places the organism in Eukaryota, Metazoa, Arthropoda, Insecta, Diptera, Drosophilidae. The record is from RefSeq and is a predicted model, not a curated record.
UUACAUUCAUAAUCAUACAUAACCGAACACACACUUCAUAUAUAAUUGAUAUCUACGAUGGAAUAAACAUAAAAACAAGGCAGUUGUAUCAUCGCAAGCUUGUGAUUAAUUCAUAUUUAUAACAAUAUCACUAUAUCGAUAACAUAUUGAUUCGAUAUAUCAACACGUUGCCUUGGCUUGUUACAACAUACAUCUUUGUGUACUUUGUAGGAAAACAGAUUUUAGAAUGCCUCGCAUUUUGUUGUUAUCAAUUAAAACUAUAAUUGGCAAUUUGGAAAACCUUUUUGCCAUGGUCAAGGGAUCGCCACCGGCACUGGCGAUGAUUAUGAGUGACCGUAAUAACCCAACUACACAGACAUUUAGUCUCAAAGAUGUGAUUGGAGAUGGUUUUCUUUGGGCUGUUCCCAAGCAUCGUCGCAGCGUGGAAAAACGUUUAAAUCGCAAAUUUGGAUUUCCCGAGUAUGUUUGGAAGCCACUUAAGGAAAAGAGAAACCUGCGCUCUUGUCUGAAAUGCGGACAUGAGCAUGAAUUGGGAGUUCUAUGUUCCUUUUGCUACGACAUAGUGCGCAAAGAGACGCAUCAGAUGCAGGAGAAAAUCCAGGAGAGUCUUGGUGUGGCUCCCAUCGAUCAAGAGGUAGUUGUAUUGUACGAUGGAGAAAACGACCUGUCUCCGGAGGCCCUCAAAGGCAGCAGAGUCGUGGAAAUACAAAAACCACGACCCAUGUGGUUCACAAAAAACUUAUUGCAGAAGUCCAUUCAACAAUCUGCAGACACUAAAGAAGUUAAGCCUUCAGAUUUAGGAUAAGCUACUGCGGCUAUAUAUGAAAUUAAUAAAAAACAAUUGUAAAUUUGGUUAGCAA